CAAAAACAAACAGAAAAAGGGAAACUAUUGAGGUACUGAGAAGAUGAUGGGUUGGGGGGGUGGCCGUGGGGGCGUUAGCGUUUGUCAAUGAAGAGGAUGACUCAGGCACUGGAUGUGUCAUACACAUUCUAUAAAGGGGGAAGUUCACAGAGCAGGCUAAACAUUUGCACAGUGAGUGAUAGCUCAGCACAGAGCACACUUUGUUUACUAGCACCCGGAAUUGGACGGAAGAUGAAAUUGCUGCUGAACUCCCAUGUUUCUUUCGACGUCUGCCUGCUGUUGGUCCUCUUGCCUGUGCUUUCCCUCGCUCAACCCUACGUGGAUGGAUCCCGAAAGGAGAACCUCAAAAAGAUCUACAAGCAGAUGAUAAUCUUGAACAGCAUUGCUCGUGGCCCAAUUAGCCACUAUGAACUGAACUUAGACAUUCAGCACAACUUCACUGCCCUGCCACGGAUAGCCUCACGAGCGCAAGACCUCCAGACUCAACAGUUGAACACCACUCUACUGCUGCUCCACUCUGGCCUGCAGUCCUUUAGGUUCCACUUUGACUGGCUGCGGCAGGUUCAACAGAACAGGUCCAUGAAUGUCCCCCGAGAGACUCCAAUCACGCUCCAUCUGAAGAGAAUUGGCCAGCUGCUUCAGAAACAGGUGAGAGCCAAGGCCCAAGCAGACCAAAGGGCGUGGAGAGUGUUUAGACAUUUAGACGUGCUGUUAAUCUAAAUGAAUCUGUGUGGGUGUAUAUUGCCAUGGUCAUAUUAGGCUUUCUUAUUUCUUCCACUGCUAUUCAAUAGUAUAUUGAUUGUGGAAAAAAAAGAUUUUCUACUUAAGUGAACUUUGACCUGUAAGUUUGUUUAAUGAAAAUACAUCUGGCUAAUAGAACAGCUCAGGGUCACUGGCUGCCCACCCACCCUGAAAACAAACAGGAAACAGUAGAGUUUUUUUUUUUUUUGCCCAUAUUUGUUUAAAGUGAUUCUGUGUAAGAAUCAAAGUGGUUCUGUGUAAGACAUUGCCCAUUUACCUGAGUGCCCAGUCAUUUCUGUCCCUUUGAAGACAUUCUCAGUACAAAGAGUUAAGAAUAUCAGACAUUACUCUCUCCCUCAUGAGUAUGAAUGUGUUGGCUGUUAGCACUCUAGACAGAGGUAAGAUCUUGGCCAAAUCACCUCCUUGUCCACUGUCAUCAGGGAAUGAUCACAUGUAGCACCUAACAGAAUGCAUGGAAAGGA
Clupea harengus (Atlantic herring) is the source of this 1223-nucleotide messenger RNA. RefSeq names its product interleukin 11b (gene il11b). Gene Ontology annotation, biological process: positive regulation of MAPK cascade; positive regulation of cell population proliferation. The transcript has 4 exons. The record is from RefSeq and is a predicted model, not a curated record. Gene Ontology annotation, molecular function: growth factor activity; cytokine activity. Bases 88 to 720 code for a protein of 210 amino acids. Lineage: Eukaryota; Metazoa; Chordata; Actinopteri; Clupeiformes; Clupeidae. Gene Ontology annotation, cellular component: cytoplasm.